Molecule: messenger RNA, 1480 nt
Organism: Olea europaea var. sylvestris
Lineage: Eukaryota; Viridiplantae; Streptophyta; Magnoliopsida; Lamiales; Oleaceae
Product: serine/threonine-protein kinase BLUS1-like
Exons: 1
Coding region: 125-1216 (363 amino acids)
Biological process (GO): protein phosphorylation
Molecular function (GO): protein kinase activity; protein serine/threonine kinase activator activity; ATP binding
Source: RefSeq, a predicted model, not a curated record
UUUCAAACUCUGAUCUCACCCUUCUCAUUUUUCCUUAAAGGUUUCCUUCUUUCUUCAAGAAACUAAAAACCCUAAUUAGAAUCUCAAGUUCUCAACAUAAACUCCAAUUCUUCAUUCCCAUUUCAUGGCUUACUUACAACUUACAGGAAAAACGAUUCCCGCAGAUUACAGCCGAGAUAGAUACAUGAUCAUGAAGAAAAUUGGUAUUGAUUCUAAUGCAAAUGUCUAUAAAGCCGUGUACUUGCCGGGAUACCUUCGGGCGGAGCAGAGACUUGCCAAGGCGCCCCAGUAUGUUUCUGUGAAGGCAAUCCCCAUCGGGAGAGGAACUCGUGCAUUUGAUCGAGAAAUCAGAAGAAGUAUUUUUUCUUCAACCCCUGGUGCGGAAAAUAUAGUUGAAAUAAAGAAAAAAUUCUACUCGAAUCUCACGUUUUUAUGUGCUUCGAUGGCCUACAUGUCUGAAGGAUCACUCCGGUACAUAAUGAGUAAAUGGUUUACAUGGGGGUUGCCGGAAGAUUGCAUUGCGAUUGCUCUUCGAGAAACCAUUAAGGGUCUCUCUUAUCUGCAUGGACGCGGCCGUGCGCAUGGAAAAAUCGACGCCGGCCAGAUUUUUGUGAACGGAAAUUCAAAUGGGGUCGCCAUUAAACUGGGUUUUGAAGCUUCCAUGUAUGAACAUGAUCAAGAAAGAUGGAACCCUAUAGCAAUGCCGUCUACUUCGACUCUACCGUUGAGGGAUAUAACAAAAUGGGGUACUGCGCCUGAGGAUUUCUCGGCGGAAGAGGAAAGUAGAUACAGUUAUAAGCCUCAUUCUGAUAUAUGGUUGGUUGGAAUUACGGCAUUGGAAUUGGCUUAUGGGUAUUUUCCGGUGAGGGAUAGGGCGGAGUUUGAGGCGGUGAUUGAAGAAAUAACGAAGAAAAAAAAACUGCCCACGAUUGAAGAGUUGAAAAAGAUUACUGAUGAAGAGAAAGUGAAAAGAAAGGGAAAACGGGUUAUGAAAUUCUUGGAGAAGAAGUUGAAAUCAAUGGCGGCUAAAAGAGAGAAAAAGGAGCGGCAAUUUUCACCGGAGUUUGAAGAAGUGGUGGUGAAAUGCCUUUCCAGGAAGCCGAGGAAGCGGCCCACGGCAAAUCAGCUUCUACUGUUUAAGUUUUUUCAAAGGAGCAAGGACUUGAAAUUCUUCCAAAAGGCUGUGGUGAAUCGCAAGAAAGUAAUGGAAUACUGAUAGUUGAAGAAAGUGAUCUGAAAAUUACUCCAAAAGAGGUGAAAUUUUUGUCACAUUUUGCCUGAAAAAUACUUCGAAACUUUGAACAAAUUGAGGAUAUAGUACAGAAUAAUCUGCAGAAAGUAGCUUUGGGAGUGAUUUGAAUUUUGGUCCAUAUUCUUCGAUCGAUCUUAAUGCAUUUUCUGUUUCUUGAUAGGAAUUUUCUUCUAAAAUUGGGAUGGAUCAUUAAUUUCCUCGAAUAAAUUCAUUUAAUAUGAUUUUCAA